Messenger RNA from Drechmeria coniospora, 1527 nucleotides. RefSeq names its product acetyl-CoA acetyltransferase. Bases 1 to 1527 code for a protein of 508 amino acids. Gene Ontology annotation, molecular function: acetyl-CoA C-acetyltransferase activity. The transcript is spliced from 5 exons. Lineage: Eukaryota; Fungi; Ascomycota; Sordariomycetes; Hypocreales; Ophiocordycipitaceae. Gene Ontology annotation, biological process: fatty acid beta-oxidation. The record is from RefSeq and is a predicted model, not a curated record.
AUGAUGUUCGCAGAUUACUUUCUCCGUAAUAAUUCUCCGGGUCGCCCUCCCUUCCCCUUCCACGUCUGCCGUGUGCCGUUACAAACCCCGCUCAUAGCCGAGGCGUACCGAGCUGGUUCCUCCCCAUGCAAAUCUUGCACUCCUGCGUGUCAACCUCUCCCUCCUCGUCGACUCCCCCAGCGCCGCCCCCUCGACCAACUGCAAGAUGCCUGUUGCCCAGGGCAGGCUUGCCACGCUGCCUGGACAGCUUGCGCGGCAUGUCAACGCGGCCCGCCACUUCUCCUCCGGACCUACGCUGCGAAGGGAGAUUCGGGAUGCCUACAUUCUGAGCGCGGCUCGAACGCCGACGACCAAGGCAAGUUCCGACCCCCUCCCCCCAUGGUCUUCAACGGCUCCUUCCUCUCGGUUCCUGCUCCCAAGCUCGGCGCCGUCGCCAUCAAGGCGGCGGUCGAAAAGUCCAAGGUGCCCGUCGACCACAUCACCGACGUCUACAUGGGCAACGUCCUGCAGGGUUCCGUCGGUCAGGCGCCGGCCCGUCAAGCGACCCUCUUCGCCGGCCUCCCGCAGUCGGUCGAGUCCAUGACGGUCAACAAAGUCUGCGCCUCCGGUCUCAAGGCCGUCGCCCUCGCGGCCCAGAACAUCCAGCUGGGUCUGGCCGAGGCCCAGGUUGCCGGCGGCAUGGAGAACAUGUCGCGCGUUCCCUACUUUCUGCCUCGCGCCAGCGGCCUCCCCGCCUUUGGUCACGUCAAGAUGGAGGACGGGCUGAUCAAGGACGGGCUGACGGAUGUCUACGAGCAGUUCCACAUGGGCAACUGCGCCGAGAACACGGCCAAGGCGCACUCGGUCACGCGAGAGCAGCAGGAUGCGUACGCCAUCCGGUCGUACGAGAACGCGCAGAAGGCGUGGGCGAGCAAGGCCUUUGCCGACGAAAUCGUUCCCGUCACCGUCUCGGGCAAGAAGGGCGACAAGAUCAUCGACACGGACGAGGGCUUCCUCGACGUCAAGAUGGAAAAGAUCCCGACCUUGAAGCCUGCCUUUGUCCGCGACGGCACCGGCACCGUCACGGCGGCCAACUCGUCGACGCUCAACGACGGCGCCAGCGCCCUCGUCCUCGGCAGCAAGGCCAUCGCCGAGCGUUACGGCUCCGGCUCUCGCGUGCUGGCCAAGAUCUGCAGCUACGCCGACGCCGCCGUCGCGCCCGUCGACUUCCCCGUCGCGCCCGCCAAGGCCGUUCCCAUCGCUCUCGAGCGCGCGGGCAUCACCAAGGACCAGGUCGCCGUCUGGGAGUUCAACGAGGCCUUUGCCGCCGUCAUCCUCGCCAACCAGAAGAUUCUCGGCCUCGAGGGCGCCGUGGUGAACCCUCUCGGCGGCGCCAUUUCCCUCGGCCACGCGCUCGGCAGCUCGGGAUCGCGCAUCCUGACGACGCUGCUGCACCAGCUGAAGCCGGGCGAGUACGGCGUGGCGGCCAUCUGCAACGGCGGCGGUGCUGCGACGGCCAUGGUUGUGCAGCGCAUCAACAAUGUAUAG